UGGUUCAGGUGAGAUUCAGAGCAAAUAUCAGCAGUAACAGUGUGAAGAUCAGUCAGAAUAUGAUGCUGAUUCAACACUCGUCCAUCAUGCAGUGAUAUAGUGUCAGUCAAAUAAACACUCAGCCAAUCAGAUCAGAGGAAGUGAACAAACACAGGAAGAGCUGAUAGUUUUUAAAGAAAGAGUUGUGAGCAUAUAAUGAAGAGGAAGACUGACAGAAAGAGAAAAUGGCUGAUAAGUGUCAUUUGUGUCUGCUGGGACUGAUCAUUCUCUCUUCACUUCUCACAGGUACCAGUGGAGUGGAUGAGACUCAUGUGUUCAUCAGUUCUGGUGAAAAUGUCCGUCUGCCCUGUAAUAAUGAUCUUCAUGACUGCAAAUCAAUUACAUGGAACUAUAACAAACAUUCAGCAGCAGUUGAACUGAUCGGUUGUGGGAUUACGAAAAACACAGAGAGUCAUGAGAGACUGAGUCUGGGGUCUGACUGCUCUCUGAACAUCAAGAACAUCACAAAAGAAGAUUGUGGACUUUACACCUGCCGACAAUAUGUGAAUGACAAACAACAAGGAACUGAUGCACAUGUUUAUCUGCAUGUUCUUCAUGUCUCUUCAUCAUCCUCACAGACUGAGAUCAGUGCAGGCAGCUCUGUGACUCUCUACUGUCAGUUGUAUUCAUAUACUGAAGUCUCUUGUGAUGAUUGGAUCCGUUCUGAGGGAAUUCAGCUGUUCUGGGUGAAUCAGGCUGGUGUUAAACUGACAAUAUCAGACUCCAGAUAUCAGAUAUCAGCUCCAGGACUCUGUAUCAUCACUCUGAAUACAACACUCCUGAAUGAAGAUGACAACAGAGAGUGGAGAUGUGAAGUUACUCACAGAAAUCAAGUCAAGACCUCAGUCACAUAUACUGUCAAGAGUUCAGCUCAAGAUAAAACAACGGCAGCAGUGAUUCCAGUCCACACCACAAACUCUCAGGAUCCCUCGACUACAAACACACACAAAACUAAAGCUGAUUCAACAACAGUGAUUCCAGUCCACAUCACAAAAUCAACUACAACAGUAGUUAACAGUAACAGCAGUAACUUCAACACGAGGCCAAGACUGGCUACCCACUGAAGCUAAGCAGGGCUGAGCCUGGUCAGUACCUGGAUGGGAGACCACCUGGGAAAGCUAGGUUGCUGUUGGAAGAGGUGUUAGUGAGGCCAGCAGGGGGUGCUCACCCUGUGGUCUAUGUGGGUCCUAAUGCCCCAGUGUAGUGAUGGGGACACUAUACUGUAAAAAGCACCGUCAUUCGGAUGAGACGUUAAACCGAGGUCCUGACUCUUUGUGGUCAU
Molecule: messenger RNA, 1321 nt
Organism: Labeo rohita (rohu)
Lineage: Eukaryota; Metazoa; Chordata; Actinopteri; Cypriniformes; Cyprinidae
Exons: 6
Coding region: 225-1103 (292 amino acids)
Biological process (GO): interleukin-15-mediated signaling pathway; positive regulation of ERK1 and ERK2 cascade; T cell activation
Cellular component (GO): external side of plasma membrane; membrane raft
Molecular function (GO): protein tyrosine kinase binding; MHC class II protein binding
Source: RefSeq, a predicted model, not a curated record